GGUGUUGACUUUUCUGCAGGUCAUUUCUAAAAGUAUUGGGGCAGGAAUAAAGGAAAAUUCCUGCACUCAACCAACCAGACAAUGCAUCGCUCAGGGUUUGGCUGCAACAGGUUUGCAUGGUGAGAAAAGGUCCUGGCUGUUUUAAUUUGUGUAAUGAACAGAAGCAUGCCUCGGCGGUAAUGGAUGCCUGCCACCGUGCCGAUGAAUUAUUCACAGCCUGGGGAACCAGAGAGGUGGCCGUCGGGAUCGGAUGGACCCGCUGUGUCAUCGGCCCGCUUUAGUCCGCACGGCUCCUCUUUCGGGUCCCGUCCACCCCAAGGUUCAUGAGAUUCGACCAGGCGGCCACAUGAGAAGUCUGUGGAGGAGAGCAGAGGGCAGAGGCCUUCAGAUGGAGGGGAGGCUGGGCUGCGCUGUCCAUGGUGCUGAAACCACUCUGCAGCUGCAGGGUGGGAAAGUGACAAAUAAAUGGGCUAAAAAUGUGUUUUUCUGUGGGAAUAAGUAUCUAAAUAUAAAAUUAACAUCACAUUUAAAAUCUGUGAAGUUUAACGACGUCUAAAGGGAGUCGAUUGAAAGAUUUUUGCGCACACAGGCCACACAUUCUUAACCUGUAAGUUGAGCAGAGGUGCUGUUGGGGAGGGGAGGAGGAAGAAGAGGACUGAAAGAAGAGGAGGAGUAGGGGGGGCAGAGGGAAGCCGGGAGGCGCAUCCAACGUGAGGAGCUCAUCAGUCUGGUGGUGAGGAGCAGCAGGGCUGUCUGUCCGCCUCCCUCGCCUUUUCAUGUCAGGGGCCACGUUGCUUGCGGGGAGGAUGAUGAUGACCAUGAACAGCAAGCAGCAUUUCUCCAUGCACCCGGCCCUGCACGAGCCCAAGUAUCCUCCCGGCCUGCACUCAGGCACGGAGGGCAUGCGCAGAGUCUGCCUGCCCGCCCCACAGCUGCAGGGCAAUAUAUUCGGAGGCUUUGAUGAGAGCCUGCUGGCGCGGGCAGAGGCUCUGGCGGCUGCUGACAGCAUUGUCUCCCACGGCAAGAGCCACCCGUUCAAACCAGACGUGACUUACCAUACCAUGAGCAGUGCCCCCUGCACCUCAGCCUCCUCUUCUUCCUCCUCCACCACCACCGUGCCCAUCUCCCACCACCACCACCACCACCACCUCGGACAAACCCUGGAGGCCGGGGACCUCCUGGACCACCUCUCCACCAGCCUAGCGGUGACAGGGAUGGGUGCUCCGGAGCCUCCAGGGAUGACCACCUCUGCGCACCACCACCAGCAUCCGCACCCGCACCACCACCUGCAGACCAUGGGGCAACUGCACCAAGCGAUGGCCACCAUGGCCCACCCUCACUCCCUGUCGGUGCACGGCGGCAUGGCGUGCGCCAACGACGUGGAGUCGGAUCCCAGGGAACUGGAAGCCUUCGCCGAGCGCUUCAAGCAGAGGAGGAUCAAGCUCGGCGUCACCCAGGCGGACGUCGGCUCCGCGCUGGCGAACCUCAAAAUCCCCGGAGUGGGCUCCUUGAGCCAGAGCACCAUCUGCAGGUUCGAGUCCCUCACCUUGUCCCACAACAACAUGAUCGCGCUCAAGCCGGUUCUGCAGGCGUGGCUGGAGGAAGCCGAGGCUGCGUAUCGGGAGAAAAGCAGCAAGCCGGACCUUUUCAACGGGAACGAGAGGAAACGAAAGCGCACGUCCAUCGCCGCGCCGGAGAAGCGCUCUUUGGAGGCGUACUUUGCCAUCCAGCCCCGGCCCUCCUCGGAAAAAAUCGCGGCUAUAGCCGAGAAGCUGGACCUGAAAAAGAACGUGGUUCGAGUGUGGUUUUGCAACCAGAGGCAAAAACAGAAACGGAUGAAGUACUCCGCCGUGCACUGAGUUUGACACAUCAUGAAUAAAAUAGCCUGCUACAUUUUUGAUCGAGUGAUUAAUAAUAGCCUAACAGGGAUUUAUCAACAACUCUUCAUCUGGGAUCGUUUCCAAACAGACUUCCUCUCGUUUUCCAUGUGGUGUUACUCACUUCAUUGUUGCACUUUUGGGAAUUUACAAGUGUUACUGAUGGAUGGAUCUAUUGCACACAUUUUCAUGAAAUUCACCAGGACAGUUUGUCACUUUCAGGGAUCAGUUUUUUUUAUUUGUAAAUCGUAGUUUAGAAAUCACAUCUAUUGGCUGCUUCAAUGCGUAAAAGCAUAUAUAUGUAAAUUUUCUUUAUUUUUUGUUGUUGUUGUAAAAUCUGGUGGAGAUCAGACCACGUGCCCCACCUCCUAUAUGCAAAAAUAUACACCAUUAUUUCACUCUUUGUAGAAAUGAAAAUGUUUUAAGGAGAUCACUUCUUUCUAUCACUGCUUUUGCAAAAGAAUCUGUCCUAUUUGUAAACUGUGUGUUCGUGAUUUCUGCACACAAAAGUGACUAUUUAAACAGUAAAUCUCUCACACCAUU
Oryzias melastigma (Indian medaka) is the source of this 2420-nucleotide messenger RNA. RefSeq names its product POU class 4 homeobox 3 (gene pou4f3). The coding region runs from base 777 to 1859 and encodes 360 amino acids. The record is from RefSeq and is a predicted model, not a curated record. The transcript is spliced from 2 exons. NCBI's taxonomy places the organism in Eukaryota, Metazoa, Chordata, Actinopteri, Beloniformes, Adrianichthyidae. Gene Ontology annotation, biological process: regulation of transcription by RNA polymerase II. Gene Ontology annotation, molecular function: RNA polymerase II cis-regulatory region sequence-specific DNA binding; DNA-binding transcription factor activity, RNA polymerase II-specific.